AAUCGAUUAAGGGGGGGCGGAGAGACCAAAGAGCACCAAAGAGAACCAAGUGAAGGAAGGAGGAAAUGGAACAAGAACUGGGGAACUAGGGAUAUUAGUGAUGGGCCAAUAUGAGAAGGCGCAUAUUGGUUAUAACUUUAAGUACGCUUAGCUGGUUAUAAUAUGUACGACCUGCUGUGUUGAAUGUGUGCCCAAGAGCGUGAGGCCGUAACACUCAUGGUUGCAUACCGCUUGGAAAUUUCAACUUUUUUAAGCUUCGAAAUAUUGUUUGCCUCAUUGACAUUAACUGUCUCGUUCUCGACUCUGCUUUUUUUUAUAUAAAUUCGUUGAUUUUAACCUCAUAUCUUUCCUCUCUGGUGCUUGGACUAGUCAUAUACUUUGAUUGAUUGUUGUAGAUGAUGUCGAUUACUUACAACGCUCCUCAGAAGAUAAAGCUACCUGGCCUUAAAGAGUCAUUUCCCAUACCUCCACGUGAUGUUCCAAUGGCAAACAGCUCUACCAGUUUAAUACUGGACAGUCCACCGUAUACACAACAGCAGUACAUGGUUCCAGUCUCCCACGCACCAUAUAGCACUCCACAAGUUCCCUCAUUUGCACAGUACUCACCACAGACGCCGCUGGCUAUGAAUACAACUGUCCAGUUUCCAAAUUACCCUUAUCCUUACAUAUCACGUCAUUACCAAUCACAUAUCCCACAGCAUACACAACAGACUCAAAACGGCUACGUUACAUUUAUGCCAUCAAAUUUUCAACACGGUCAAGCUGGUCUUGAGCUUGCGGAAUUUGACAAGCCCAAACAGUACAGUCUAUGGAGCACCGAUGAUGAUCGACUUCUACGUCACUUGAAAGAGGAGAAACACUUGGGUUGGAGAGAAAUUGCGAUGCACUUCAACUCUCGAACUGCUAGUGGUUGUCAAUUUAGAUGGAGAAGACUUAUGGGUUUAGAGAAGGAUCGCAAGAGAAGAAAGAAAGUUAGCUCACUUAAGAAGCUACUAAAUUGAAGAAGGAUGGCAAUGCAUGUAUAUUUGCU
Williopsis jadinii is the source of this 1030-nucleotide messenger RNA. Its product is annotated as SANT/Myb-like DNA-binding domain-containing protein. The transcript has a single exon. NCBI's taxonomy places the organism in Eukaryota, Fungi, Ascomycota, Saccharomycetes, Phaffomycetales, Wickerhamomycetaceae. Bases 396 to 1001 code for a protein of 201 amino acids. The record is from RefSeq and is a predicted model, not a curated record.